GUCACAAACAGGAAGGGAGAAGCUUCCAAUGUUUACGUUGUAGUACUAGGCUAACAACCCUUCAUCAGUCAUUUCAGUCACUGCCCCGAGGUUUCAUUGUGGAAGCAAUGAGUAUGGUUAGAAAGAGGACUAAGCAAGUAAGAUGUUGCUGACUGAUCUUUGAGGGAUUGUUGGUUUAUUUCCUUCAAAAUUUGGCCAUCAUCUUUGACAGUAUGAUGGAGUUGGACAAAGAAGAAGAGGGACAAGGCCAAAAUAUGGAACAGUCACAGGAGAACGAUGAACAGGGAGAUGAUGAGCAGGACGAUGGAACAGUUGUCCUUAACCUAUCAGAUGACUGUUCCAUUGAGGAGGAGGUACGUUUACUCAUGCAGACUCAAAAGAAAGUGGAACCAAAGCGCCGUGCAGAAAUCACUUGGAAGCGCAAAGUUGAAAUAUUGCAGGAGAUUGAGAAGCUUCCAAACAAAAUAUCAAACCGUGAAAUGGCAAUUCAUUUUGGCAUCCCUCGAAACACACUUUUCAAUAUUUUACGAGCAAGAGACAGAAUAAUAGAAGCAUAUAAACGUAAUCCAAACGGGAGAAGAAAAAGAUUAAGGUCCGGUAAAGCUCCUCACGUAGAACACGCAUUAUACCAGUGGUACAAGGGUGCCAAGAAGCAAAAGUUGCCAUUGUCUAACAUUGUGUUAUUUGAAAAAGCGAGAGACCUUGCAAUAUCACAAGGGAGUUACACAUUUAGACCAACCACAGGCUGGUUAGAGAGGUGGAAAAAGAGACACAACAUAACUUUUUCAACAGAUGGAAGUGAAGAUGGUGCCAAUGAAAAUGGAGAUGGUGAUGAGAGUGACAGUGAAAAGCAUAUAGAUACGAGUGAUAUUAAAGAUGAAGAUGACCCAGAUCUCGAUGAUGACCAGGGAUCUGAUCAGGAUGAUGAAACAUGUUCGCCAACAGCUCAGGACAUCAGUAGCCUCUUACAAAUUAGUCUUCAGGAAACAGAUGACUUUGUGCGUCGUUCAGGCAAGGGAAUCAAAAGACAGACGUUGACUUUGCGGCAGAAAUUUGAAAUUGUCAAGGCUGUGGAGAGCCUGCCAAUGAAAUGGAGUUUACGUGAUAUGGCUUCAUUCUUCGAUGUGCCAAAAACCACAAUGCUGCAUAUGAUGAAGAACAGAGACUUGAUUAUUAAAAAUUAUGUCAAUAGUCCAGACAAGGAAAGACGAAGAAAUAAGAAAGGUAAAGCUCCUGACAUUGAGGAUGCAUUAUAUGUCUGGUACCUGAAAGUUAAAGAAAAAAAUUUACCAAUUACUGCAGGCAUUUUAAGAAAGAAAGCCAAAGCAAUAGCCCUAUCCCUAGGGAAGCCAGAGUUCGUACCAACUGAGGGGUGGUUUGCACGCUGGAAGAAACGCAACAAUGUUACCUGUGGUCGCCCCAAACAGUAUGAUGGAACAGAAACUGCAAAUGUUCAUCCCUCUGAGUAUGAUGAUGGUGAUAUGCAGCUCUUCCACACUGCUUAUGAAAAGGAAACUCGAACAUCGCUGUCCCUUAGACAAAAAGUUGAAAUUAUUCACCAGAUGGAAGCAGAACCAAAUGUAAAAUUAAGAGAAUGGGUUGAUAUGUAUAAUGUAUCAAAGUCAACGCUUAGUAUUAUAAAGAAAAAUAAAGACACAAUUCUCAAGGCAUUUUACGGUGAUCCUUCAGCUGAUCGUAAACGUAUGAGAAAAGGAUCUGCAUCAGAAGUAGAAGAAGCUCUCUUUAAAUGGUACAAUGAAGUUAAAGAUCAAAAUGUUUCUUUAUCUGGACCCAUCCUCCGCCAGAAAGCCAAGGAACUUGCUGAUAUGAUGGGAAAAGUAGACUUUAUUCCAACCUCCACUUGGCUUGAUACUUGGAAGAGAAAACAUGGGAUAGGAGAAAACAAGGAAAUCCAACAACAAACAGCAACAAAUGACCAUCAAAAUAACAUUCAAAGUACAAAUGAAAACAAGCCACAGUACCGAUUUCAGUUCAAUCCUGAGCAUCAUAAUGCAAAUAAUAAUUCCAUGGUUGUUAUGCAGAACCCAGCAAUGGUACAAAACACAAUGAAAGCAACCAAUCAGCAAACUAUAAACAACUCAUACCCCAGAGAUAUGUUUGGCUUCCCAGUUCCCCCGGCGACUCAAGAUUCAGUUGCAAAUUAUGAUAGUUUUUUAAGAGGACAGGUCAACCCAGCAGAAACUAUAGUUCCUGGGGGAAGCAAUCUUGCAGGGCCAGGAGGUGGUGGUGUUGGUGGUGCAGGAGGGGGUGGAGGUGGUCAACAGUUCUCUCCAGUUGCAACUAAUAACAAGUUCUUGGGUUCCCAUGUAUAUGGUGCGGACCUUUCUGGAGGCCGAGAUAUGUUUAAUGGGAAUAACAUGAAUCGAGGUGUCAUUGCAAAUUCUAGAGACCACACUGUGCCUGCCCCUGCUCCUGCUCAAGGGAACUAUUCUUCUACUGAAAGACUCUUGCAGCAGUACAAGAUGGACAACCAUCAGCCCUCAAAUUUCCUGCCAACUCCAGAUGUAGUUUCUGAAAGUUCAGCUCGCCGUGCCAUGAUGGAGAUCAGAAGAUACCUCGAACAGUCCCCAUACCCAGUGGACUGGUCAACAGUUCAGCACUUUGAGAUGCUCCUCCACACAAACAUAGCUGCCAGAAGUCAUUUGCCUUUGUAAAUAUUGAAUAUAUGUAAUAAAGGUAUUGGUAAAUGUAAGUGGUUCAUUGGCUGUGUUUUAAACAUAAUGUAAAUAUUAUAUAUGUGAUGUAGAGUUCAAAGAUGAUUAGCCAUAUGAAACUACAGGUUUAUGAUCAUACCUAUAGACAUGGCUAUGGCAUCUGAUACAUUGAACUUGGAGAUAUACAUCAGUUUCUAUUUUUUUUUUCUCUCUCUCUUUUCUUUUUUUUCUAUUCAAGCUUAUGCUUUGGGAUUAUUUUUGCUCGGAGAAAGUAGCAUUCCUUAUUUUUUGUAAUAUGCAUAUUGAGUUUGUACAUGAUGUUAUUAUUGUAAAUAACCAUGAAGUAAACACAUGACA
This is a messenger RNA of Penaeus chinensis, 3032 nucleotides long. RefSeq lists its product as uncharacterized. The record is from RefSeq and is a predicted model, not a curated record. The transcript is spliced from 3 exons. Gene Ontology annotation, molecular function: DNA binding. NCBI's taxonomy places the organism in Eukaryota, Metazoa, Arthropoda, Malacostraca, Decapoda, Penaeidae. Gene Ontology annotation, cellular component: nucleus. The coding region runs from base 213 to 2675 and encodes 820 amino acids.